Fomitopsis serialis is the source of this 711-nucleotide messenger RNA. Its product is annotated as pyrimidine 5-nucleotidase. Bases 1 to 711 code for a protein of 236 amino acids. The transcript has 5 exons. Gene Ontology annotation, biological process: pyrimidine nucleobase metabolic process; nucleotide catabolic process. Lineage: Eukaryota; Fungi; Basidiomycota; Agaricomycetes; Polyporales; Fomitopsidaceae. Gene Ontology annotation, molecular function: nucleotidase activity. The record is from RefSeq and is a predicted model, not a curated record.
AUGAUCUGGUUAGACAUAGACAACACUCUGUAUUCUGCCAGCACGCGGAUCUCUCAAGCAAUGGGCGAGCGUAUACAUGCCUACUUCCUGGCGUUGGGCUUUCCUGAAGAAGAAGCGUCGGAGCUGCAUCACAAGUACUACACGGAAUACGGCCUGGCGCUCCGCGGUCUCGUAAGGCACCACCAAAUCGACGCAUUGGACUUCGAUCGCAAAUGUGAUGGGUCGCUGCCCUUGGAGGACAUACUAAAGCCAGACCUCAAGCUACGGAAACUCCUUGAGGACAUCGACCGCAGCAAGGCUCGGGUAUGGGCGUUGACGAACGCGUACCAAGCACAUGCCAAACGUGUCCUACGCAUCCUCGGCGUUGAGGAUCAAGUGGAAGAUGUAGUCUUCUGCGACUACUCAAACCCACAAUUCGCAUGCAAACCAGAGCCGGGGUACUUCCACAUUGCCAUGCAGAAAGCCAACUUCCAGGAUCUGUCCAAGUGCUGCUUUGUGGAUGACAGCAGGACCAAUGUGCGCGCUGCUAAACAGCUUGGAUGGGGCAGAUGCGUGCACUUCUGCGAACGCGGUCUCGUGGCUGUAGAAGGCGGCAAGGCCAAGGAGAUAGGAAAGAAUAAUGUACCAGAUGCUGAGGACGAAGGCAUCACAGUCAUCACGGAUCUGGAGGAACUGAGGACUGUUUGGUCUGACCUCUUCAAAUCAGAAUAG